This is a messenger RNA of Ornithorhynchus anatinus (platypus), 5137 nucleotides long. It is a transcript of the gene DCAF1, whose product is annotated as DDB1 and CUL4 associated factor 1. Lineage: Eukaryota; Metazoa; Chordata; Mammalia; Monotremata; Ornithorhynchidae. Gene Ontology annotation, biological process: protein ubiquitination. Gene Ontology annotation, molecular function: histone H2AT120 kinase activity; nuclear estrogen receptor binding. The transcript has 28 exons. Gene Ontology annotation, cellular component: Cul4-RING E3 ubiquitin ligase complex; nucleus. The coding region runs from base 453 to 4949 and encodes 1498 amino acids. The record is from RefSeq and is a predicted model, not a curated record.
UAGAGGUGGGACAGCCAUUACACCUAGGUCACCGUCUGAAACAUCCAGCCAUCUCCAGUCACCACAUGAAGCGUCAUAAAAUCCAUAGCUUUCCACCUUCAUUUACCGAAGAAGUCAACUCUUAACUGCAUGCAAUACUGAUCAGCUUGUGACCUGAAACACUGGAGCUGUGAAAGAAAAUCUGGAGAGGAAGUCAGCGAUAAACUGCAUGCAACACUCACCGGUUUGUUACCUAAAACAUUGAAACUGUGAAAGAAAAUUAAGAAUCUAGAGAAAUCGUUAUCGAUUAGCUGCUCAUAAUACUGACCGUUCUGUUACCUGAAACACUGAAGCUGUGAAAGAAUAUUUGGAAUCAAGGGGGGAAUCAGCGAGUAACUGCAUGCAAUAUUGACCAGCCUGUUAGCAAUAACACUGAAGCUGUGAAAGAAAAUCUAUAAUCAAGAGGCCUAGCCAUGACUUCAGGAUCUGUGAACGUGGACUCGAAAGCCGAACUCACCACCCUCCUGGAACAGUGGGAAAGAGAUCAUGGCAGUGGCCAAGACAUGGUCCCUAUUCUCACUAGGAUGUCAGAGUUGAUUGAAAAGGAAACUGAAGAGUAUCGCAAGGGUGAUCCUGAUCCGUUUGAUGAUCGGCAUCCUGGUCGAGCUGAUCCAGAGUGUAUGCUGGGCCAUCUCCUGAGAAUACUUUUCAAGAAUGAUGAUUUCAUGAAUGCACUGGUGAACACAUAUGUGAUGUCAAGCAGGGAUCCCACCUUGAACACUGCUGCCUGUAGACUCCUACUGGAUAUCAUGCCAGGACUGGAAACAGCCGUGGUGUUUCAAGAAAAGGAAGGAAUUGUUGAGAAUCUAUUCAAGUGGGCACGAGAGGCCGAUCAACCACUGAGGACCUAUUCUACUGGGUUGUUGGGAGGUGCUAUGGAAAAUCAAGAUAUAGCUGCCAAUUACAGGGAUGAGAACUCGCAGCUGGUGGCUUUAGUGCUUCGACGGCUUCGGGAGCUGCAGGUGCACGAAAUGACAGUCCGUCAGGAAAAUCGACGUCCCAGUCCUCGCAAAGUUCAGUCGGAACCCUUGUUGCCGCUGGAUGAAGAGGCUGUGGACAUGGACUAUGGCGAGAUGGCAGAGGAGCAGGAUGCGACCCCAGGAGAUGUGGAGCUCUCCUUUAACCUGGAUUCGGCCCAUAAGACCAGUAGCCGAGUGAAUUCGACCACCAAGCCUGAGGAAGGGGCAGUGAAGAAAACAAAGCUGGCCAGACAGAGCGAAAGAGAUGGGUUUCGAAAGGCCAAGCAGAAACUGGGCUUCCCGGUUUCUGAACCAGAUCGCAUGUUGGUCGAGUUGUCUAACAGCAGUUGGUCAGAAAUGUCUCCAUGGGUAAUUGGUACUAACUACACCCUUUAUCCUUUGACUUCUGCUAUAGAGCAGCGACUGAUUCUACAGUACCUGACCCCUCUGGGGGAAUAUCAAGAGUUGCUUCCUAUUUUCAUGCAACUUGGAUCACGGGAACUGAUGAUGUUUUAUAUUGACCUGAAACGUACUCAUGAUGUACUACUCACUUUUGAAGCCCUGAAGCACUUGGCAUCCCUUUUGCUUCACAACAAAUUUGCCACAGAGUUUGUGGCUCAUGGUGGAGUGCAGAAAUUACUGGAAAUUCCCCGUCCUUCUAUGGCUGCAACCGGAGUGUCCAUGUGCUUGUACUAUCUAUCUUACAACCAGGAUGCCAUGGAGAGAGUGUGCAUGCAUCCUCACAAUGUCCUGUCUGAUGUGGUGAAUUACACCUUAUGGCUGAUGGAAUGCUCCCACGCAUCCGGCUGCUGCCAUGCGACCAUGUUUUUCUCCAUCUGUUUCUCGUUCCGGGCAGUCUUGGAACUCUUCGAUCGGCACGAUGGUCUCCGUCGUUUGGUCAACCUGAUCAGUACCUUGGAGAUUCUUAACCUGGAAGAUCAGGGGGCUCUUCUGAGUGAUGAUGAAAUUUUUGCCAGCCGCCAGACUGGAAAACAUACCUGCAUGGCUCUGCGUCGAUACUUUGAAGCUCACCUGGCCAUCAAAUUAGAGCAAGUGAAGCAGUCACUCCAACGGACUGAAGGUGGUGUUCUUGUUCACCCGCAGCCACCAUAUAAGGCAUGUAGUUAUAACCACGAGCAGAUUGUAGAGAUGAUGGAGUUCCUGAUAGAGUAUGGACCAGCACAGCUGUACUGGGAACCAGCUGAGGUGUUCCUUAAACUGUCCUGCGUGCAACUCAUGCUGCAGCUGAUCUCUAUUGCUUGCAACUGGAAGACCUACUAUGCAAGGAAUGAUACAGUGCGUUACGCUUUAGAUGUCCUGGCUAUUCUUACCGUGGUGCCCAAAAUCCAACUGCAACUGGCAGAAUCAGUAGACGUGUUGGAUGAAGCCGGCUCCACUGUCUCUACCGUGGGUAUCAGCAUCAUCUUGGGAGUGGCUGAGGGUGAAUUUUUUAUUCACGAUGCUGAAAUUCAGAAGUCAGCUCUUCAGAUCAUCAUCAACUGUGUGUGCGGCCCAGAUAAUCGAAUCUCCAGCAUUGGGAAAUUCAUCUCCGGCACCCCUCGCCGGAAGCUGCCCCAGCCCCCAAAGUGCAGUGAGCACACGCUGGCCAAGAUGUGGAACGUGGUGCAGUCCAACAACGGCAUCAAGGUUCUCCUGUCUCUGCUGUCGGUGAAGAUGCCCAUCACCGACGCCGACCAGAUCCGGGCGUUGGCCUGCAAGGCCCUGGUGGGGCUCUCCCGCAGUAGCACCGUCCGGCAGAUCAUCAGCAAACUCCCCCUUUUCAGUAGCUGCCAGAUCCAACAGUUGAUGAAAGAGCCCGUGCUGCAGGACAAGCGCAACGACCACGUCAAGUUCUGCAAAUACGCCGCCGAGCUGAUCGAGCGAGUCUCCGGCAAGCCGCUUCUCAUCGGCACCGAUGUCUCCCUGGCCCGGCUCCAGAAGGCUGACGUGGUGGCCCAGUCCAGGAUCUCUUUCCCCGAGAAAGAGCUGCUCCUCUUGAUCCGGAACCACCUCAUCUCCAAAGGACUGGGAGAGACCGCCACGGUGCUCACCCGAGAGGCCGACCUACCCAUGACUACCGCGUCUCACUCUUCGGCGUUCGCCCCCGGGGCGGCCACCGCCUCCCCGGUCUCCCUCCCCCGCACCCCGCGAAUCGCCAACGGCAUUGCGGCCCGACUGAACAGCCAUACUCCCGGAGGCUCCUCGGCCACCUCCGUCCACUCUCAGGCCCGGCCCUCCCAGGGUCCGCUCGCCCUCCCCGGCCCGUCUUACGGUGCCGGGUCGCCUCUGGUUGGCAGGAUCAGCUUCAUCAGGGAAAGGCCAUCGCCCUGCAACGGCAGAAAAACCCGUGUCUUGAGGCAGAAGUCGGACCACGGCGCCUACAGCCAGAGCCCGGCCAUAAAAAAGCAGUUGGAUAGACACCUGCCUUCCCCCCCGACCUUGGACAGCAUCAUUACCGAAUACCUUAGAGAGCAGCAUGCCCGCUGCAAGAACCCCGUUGCCACUUGCCCACCCUUUUCUCUCUUCACUCCUCAUCAGUGUCCUGAGCCCAAACAAAGGCGGCAAGCGCCAACAAACUUUACCUCCCGGCUGACCCGCAGGGCAACCUUUCCAAAGUAUGGAGGGGUUGAUGGCGGAUGCUUUGACAGGCACCUUAUUUUCAGCAGGUUCCGCCCCAUUUCAGUGUUCCGGGAAGCCAAUGAGGAUGAGAGUGGCUUCACCUGCUGUGCUUUUUCAGCACGGGAGAGAUUUCUGAUGCUCGGCACGUGCACGGGUCAAUUGAAGCUAUACAAUGUGUUCAGUGGGCAGGAGGAGGCCAGCUAUAAUUGUCAUAAUUCGGCCAUCACACACCUUGAGCCAUCUAGGGAUGGAUCCUUAUUGUUAACAUCUGCCACUUGGAGCCAGCCUCUCUCUGCCCUCUGGGGAAUGAAGUCAGUGUUUGAUAUGAAGCAUUCCUUCACAGAUGACCACUACGUGGAGUUCAGCAAGCACUCCCAGGAUAGGGUCAUUGGCACAAAGGGAGACAUUGCCCACAUCUAUGAUAUUCAGUCUGGCAACAAGCUGUUGACUUUGUUUAACCCAGAUCUUGCUAACAACUACAAGAGGAAUUGUGCGACCUUUAACCCUACAGAUGAUCUUGUGCUAAAUGAUGGGGUCCUUUGGGAUGUUCGUUCUGCCCAAGCUAUACACAAGUUUGACAAAUUCAACAUGAAUAUCAGUGGUGUAUUCCAUCCCAAUGGGCUGGAGAUCAUAAUUAACACCGAGAUUUGGGACCUUCGGACUUUUCACUUGCUGCACACGGUACCGGCCCUUGAUCAAUGCCGUGUGGUCUUCAACUACACAGGCACCGUGAUGUAUGGGGCUAUGCUGCAGGCAGAUGAUGAAGAUGACUUAAUGGAAGAAAGGAUGAAAAGUCCCUUUGGGUCAUCUUUUAGAACGUUCAACGCAACAGACUACAAACCCAUAGCUACUAUUGAUGUGAAGCGGAAUAUUUUUGACCUGUGCACAGACACCAAGGACUGCUAUUUGGCUGUUAUUGAGAAUCAAGGAAGUAUGGAUUCUCUGAAUAUGGACACAGUUUGCAGACUGUAUGAGGUGGGCAGGCAGCGUUUGGCUGAUGAUGAAGAUGAAGAGGAAGAUCAGGAGGAAGAAGAGCAGGAAGAAGAUGACGACGAAGAUGAUGACGAAUCAGAUGACCUCGAUGAACUUGACACUGACCAAUUGUUGGAAGCCGAACUGGAAGAGGAUGAGAACAACGAAAAUGCAGGAGAGGAGGGUGAAAAUGACUUUUCUCCCUCAGAUGAGGAACUGGCGAACUUAAUCGAAGAGGGGGAUGAAGCGGAAGAUGAAGACUCUGAUGCUGAUGAGGAAGUCCAAUUGAUUCUUGGAGAUACCGACAGCUCAGAUAAUUCCGAUUUGGAAGACGACAUCAUUUUAACCCUGAAUGAAUGACAUGAUGCAGCACUGAAGAAUUUCAGUUCCUUCAAAGGAGAGUAUCGACUUCAAAACAUCCCCCCCUUCCCAAUGUUGUUAGAAACGCCCCUUUUCCAAGCAACUCUCACCCCCAAACUCUGAGGGGAUUGGCUCGUCCAAGGGUCUCACUUGUGUCCACGGUUCUUCAGUAAAGUGACCACACCUCA